This is a messenger RNA of Triticum turgidum subsp. durum (durum wheat), 531 nucleotides long. The record is from the annotation of a GenBank genome assembly. Lineage: Eukaryota; Viridiplantae; Streptophyta; Magnoliopsida; Poales; Poaceae.
AUGGGAUCGGAUGUGACGUUUCUCAUAUGCAACGAGUCGUUUCGUGCCCACAAGAGCAUACUCGCCGCCAGGUCUCCUGUUUUCAAUGCCCAGUUCUUUGGAGAAAUGAAAGAGAAGAGCUCGCGGCAUGUGGUGAUCAUGGACAUGGAACCGGAAGCAUUCAGAGCCAUGAUCCAUUUCAUCUACACGGACACGGUCCCUGAAUUGGAAAAGCAGGAGGAGGUGUUGACGGCGAUGGCUCAGCAUCUGCUCGCAGCCGCUGACAGGUAUGGAGUGGACAGGCUCAAGCUGAUAUGCGAGGCCAAGCUCUCUCGUGGUAUCACUGUGGACACGGCAGGGACAACUCUGGCCUUAGCCCAGCAACACAAUUGUUCACAGCUCAAGACCAAGUGUGUCAAGUUCAUCGUCAGCACUCCUGAAGUUCUUGACGCUGUCCUGGCAACUGAAGGGUAUAAGCACCUGGAGGCAAGCUGCCCUUUGGUGCUAACUGAGCUUCUCAAGUCUGCCCAUGGGAGGAAUGCAGAAGCGUAG